Bathycoccus prasinos is the source of this 1815-nucleotide messenger RNA. RefSeq lists its product with no specific name. The record is from RefSeq and is a predicted model, not a curated record. Lineage: Eukaryota; Viridiplantae; Chlorophyta; Mamiellophyceae; Mamiellales; Bathycoccaceae. The transcript has a single exon. Gene Ontology annotation, biological process: carotenoid metabolic process. The coding region runs from base 1 to 1815 and encodes 604 amino acids. Gene Ontology annotation, molecular function: oxidoreductase activity.
AUGCGCGCAUCUUCCACUUUGUGUUGCUCGACAUCUUCUGUCGGACGGAAGGAGCCUCGCGCAUCAUCGUCGCGUCGUCUUUCCGCCGCGCGAUGUGAGCGACACCACAAAACGCGUAUCUGCGCUUCGUCGUCGUCAUCUUCGUCUGCGUACGAUUACAUCGUCGUCGGCUCCGGCAUUGGCGGUCUCACCGCCGCCGCGAUGCUUUCGUAUCACGGGAAUUCAGUGUUAGUGCUCGAGUCGCACUACGAGACCGGCGGCGCCGCGCACGGGUUUACCAGACGCGUGAAGAAGAAAAGAGAUGAGAUUGACACCAGCCAAAAGAGUAAAAAGGGCGACGAGAACGAGAGUAAAGACGACGACGAAGACGACGACACGAACGAAAGUCUCGAGUUUGUGUUCGAUACCGGUCCAUCCUUCUUCGCUGGAUUGACCACCCCAAACGCGCUGAAUCCGUUGGCGAGCGUUCUGGAGGUGCUCGGAGAACCGUUGGAGACGGUGAAAUACGAUCCGUUGGGAACCUUUCACAUCGAGAAAGGCGUUCCCGGGUUGAGAAGGCACGCGGAUUUAGAUUUGUUGUGCGAGGAAAUCGAAAGAUUUAGCGAAGGUGGCGCGAAGGAAGUGAGGUUGGCGGUGCCGAAAAUUAGAGAUAUGUUUGAAGCGUUGAGUGGGUUACCGACGAUUGCGCUGCGAACGGAUUGGCGGAUUUUGUUAGUCAUAGGAAAAAGAUAUUUGGAGAAGAUGAGUAAACUUGGGAAGUACGGCGGGGUGUUGGGACAACCGACGAACGCGUUGUUAGAUUUCUUGGACGUGAGAGAUCCGUGGGUGAAAUAUUUAUGCGAUUUAGAGUGUUUUUUGCUGAGCGGUAUGGAUGCGAGCGGAACGGUGAGCGCGGAGUUUGCCAGCGUGUUUGGCGCGUCGGAUUAUUUUAAGAAAUCCGAGUUCCCAGUGGGAGGAGGGAAAGCGAUUUCGGAUGCGUUGGUGAGAGCUAUUGAAAAGAGAGGUGGAGAAAUUCGCGUGAACGCGCACGUGAAAGAGGUGGCGUUGAACGAUAAGAAAGAUGAAGCCAUCGGGGUGAGAAUGCGAAUGGAUCCCGAGGUUGUCAUCAAAGCGAAAAAAGGGGUGUUGUCCAACGCAAGCGUUUGGGACACGUACGAAAAACUACUCCCAAAAGAUGCGAAAAUUUCCGCUCAAGAGUACCAAAAGAACACGACGAUUGACUGCUCGGACUCGUUCAUGCACAUUCACUUGGGCAUUAAAGCAGAUGGAUUAGACUUUUCGCACUUGGGAGGUCACCACGUCGUCGUGAACGAUAAAUCGAAACCGCUUGAUGCGCCCGGAAACGUGUGCAUGAUCUCCAUCGCAACCGUGUGGUCACCAGAAAUGGCCCCGGACGGACACCACUGCGUCCACUGUUACACCAUGGAACCGUACGACGGCUGGACGGAGUUAAAAGCCACCGACCGAAAAGCCUACGAAGAAAAGAAAAAAGAAAAGUGCGACGUUCUCUUUAAAGCGUUAGAAACGGUCAUCCCAGACGUCCGCUCUCGCGUCGUCCUAGAACUCCUUGCCUCGCCGGCCUCUCACGAAAAAUGGUUGCGAAGGUACCGAGGUACCUACGGCGCCGUCAUCCCGGCGCCGAAAAUGUUCCCAGGGCCGGCAGUUAAAGGCGUCAAAAACCUCUACCGAGUCGGCGAUAGCGUCGCGCCUGGCGUCGGCGUUCCCGCGGCGGCCGGGAGUGGCGUUAUUUGCGCGAACACUUUGACCAGUUUGGAGGACCAUUUCAAGUUUUUGGAUAAAUGCGACGAAAAGUGA